Messenger RNA from Pangasianodon hypophthalmus (striped catfish), 1269 nucleotides. It is a transcript of the gene uqcc4, whose product is annotated as protein CCSMST1. Bases 74 to 532 code for a protein of 152 amino acids. The record is from RefSeq and is a predicted model, not a curated record. The transcript has 2 exons. Lineage: Eukaryota; Metazoa; Chordata; Actinopteri; Siluriformes; Pangasiidae.
UCCGGACGUAAUUCGGAGUGGCACACCAUGUGUUUAAUGACCGGACACUUGCUCAAUGUGAGAAGACGGUAACAUGUCCAAAGCAGGAAGAUGUGUGUUUAGUAAUUUACUACGCUACUCUUUAAGUCCUGGACAAUCCAAGCCGGUCAUUUUGAGGCCAUGCACUUCGCGAUCGUUGUCUCUCACUUCACAGCUCUGCGCCAAGCCCCGUCAAUCUCCAGGCUCCAGAGAUGGCAAGGAGAGUCUCUCUCAACCUAUCAAGUUCUCCACGAGUAAAGCCAGCCACCGGACGUGGAAGGUGGAGCGCUCGAUGGGCAGCAGGUUCCAGCGGCCGUGGUGGCAGGUCCUGCCCUUCAGCGUCUUCACCAUCGGCUUCCUGCUGUGGUGCAUCUUCCGCCAGGAGUCCGACAUCGACCGCAUUCUGGAAAAGCAGCUGUUUGAACACUUACCCGGGUUACUGACCAAUAUGGAGGAGGAGGAGGAGGAGGAGACAGAGGAACGCAAAAAAGAACCUGAUGAUGGUUCAAAAUGAACAUGUAUUAUUAUUAUUAUUAUUAUUAUUAUUAUUCGGAUGUGUAUUUUAUAUAUAUUAUGAUUGUCAUUGCUGCGACAUCUUGGUCAUGAGAUUGUGGAAAUAAAUACAGGUCUGUCCUGAUGAGCUCUCUGUUUAAAGAAAAUAGUGAAGCCAAAAUACACCAACCAAGACAGUUUUGUACCAGAUGAAGCUGAAAGUAAUGGAACCUUACAACUACCACGGUGCAAGCUAAAGGUCUUCAUUACACACUCACGGAAAAAGGUGGCGAGUUGUUCAGUACGUGGUUUCUGACACUGUAUGAAAUGCUGUUAUCUGUAAAAAUAGACAAAUGGACCUCACAGAGCUAAAAGAACCAGCCAUAGGUCCAUCUUAAAGACAAGUCCGGUAGGAGGCGUGGCCUAAAGUUUUAAAGAUGUACCUGUACGUUAGGAAUAAUUCAGAUGACAAUAAUUCCAAUUCGAUUUUUAAGGGCAUGUUCUAUAUUAAUGCACUUGUUCUAAUAUAUUAUUAUUUCUAUGGUAACAAAUCAUUCAGAGAUUUUAUUUUAAAAAGUGUCACUGUUUAACAAAAAAAAAAGUAUAAUCAUUGCUAUGGUGCAGUUUUCUGUAAGGAGAUGUUUUCUCUUUUGAAUCUGGUUCCUCUCAAGGUAUCUUCCUCAUGACUUCUCAGGGAGUUUUUCCUUGCCACUGUUGCCUCUGGCUUGCGCAUUAAAGAUAAAUCAGAAGUUAAAUCUA